UACGAAUUUUGAGUUGACCAAUCAGAGCGCCGCUCGCUUCAGCGCCGGGAGAGCAGGAGUUACACAGCGGACACGGCGCUCUGAGCUGCUAAGCUAAGAUAAAUUAUAUCAGUUUUUGGAGGAUUGGAGAGAACUGAGCUGGUGUAAAAUCUCAAGAUGACUGGCUCAAACGAGUUCAAGCUGAACCAGCUGCCUGACGACAGCAUCUCUGCAGUGAAGUUCAGUCCCACCACAUCCCAGUUUCUCCUGGUCUCCUCCUGGGAUUCCACAGUCCGUCUGUACGAUGUUGGAGGGAACUCAAUGAGGAUGAAGUACCAGCAUCUGGCACCGGUGCUCGACUGUGCCUUUUAUGAUCCAACACAUGCUUGGAGCGGUGGACUGGAUAAUCAGUUAAAGAUGCAUGACUUAAAUACAGAUCAAGACACAAUAGUCGGAACACAUGAUGCACCGAUUCGGUGUGUGGAGUACUGCCCAGAGGUUAAUGUUAUGGUGACGGGCAGCUGGGACAUGUCUGUGAGGCUGUGGGACCCUCGCACCCCCUGCAAUGCUGGCACCUUCACCCAGCCUGAGAAGGUCUACACACUGUCUGUGGCUGGGGAUCGGCUCAUAGUGGGGACGGCCGGAAGAAGGGUGCUCGUCUGGGACCUGAGAAACAUGGGAUACGUCCAGCAGAGGCGGGAGUCCAGUCUGAAAUACCAGACCCGCUGCAUCCGGGCCUUCCCCAACAAACAGGGCUACGUUCUGAGCUCGAUUGAGGGAAGGGUGGCUGUGGAGUAUCUGGACCCCAGUCUGGAGGUACAGAAGAAGAAAUAUGCUUUUAAGUGCCACAGGCUGAAGGAGAACGGCAUAGAGCAGGUGUACCCCGUCAACGCAAUCUCCUUCCACAGCGUCCACAACACUUUCGCCACAGGUGGCUCUGACGGCUUUGUCAACAUCUGGGACCCGUUUAACAAGAAGCGCCUGUGCCAGUUCCACCGGUACUCCACCAGCAUCGCCUCGCUGGCCUUCAGCAAUGACGGCUCUCUGGUGGCCAUUGCUUCGUCCUACAUGCAGGAGCAGGGCGACAUCUCCCACCCCGCAGACGCCAUCUACAUCCGCCAGGUCACUGACGCAGAGACCAAACCCAAGUCAACCUGAGCCAUGUCCUUAUUGCUGUGUUCAGGAAGGAUUUUCAGGAAUCUCCUGAAGUUUUCAGUCUGAUGAACUUCUGCUGGCAUCCAGUUGUUGAUAAAUCUUCAUUUUUUUUUCCUGUGCUUUUUUUCUUCUUUAUCAUCUUUUCUAUGUUAUUAACAAAGUUCUGUAAGUGUUAAUGUUUCUUAUUGCUCUUUUACCUUUUAUUCCUGUAUGUGGUCCAGUGUGUGUUUAGUGUUUAUCAAAAAUAAACACAUCUGUUGGUUUAAUAAA
Astyanax mexicanus (Mexican tetra) is the source of this 1404-nucleotide messenger RNA. It is a transcript of the gene bub3, whose product is annotated as BUB3 mitotic checkpoint protein. The record is from RefSeq and is a predicted model, not a curated record. The coding region runs from base 157 to 1137 and encodes 326 amino acids. NCBI's taxonomy places the organism in Eukaryota, Metazoa, Chordata, Actinopteri, Characiformes, Acestrorhamphidae. Gene Ontology annotation, biological process: mitotic spindle assembly checkpoint signaling. Gene Ontology annotation, molecular function: ubiquitin binding. The transcript is spliced from 8 exons. Gene Ontology annotation, cellular component: bub1-bub3 complex; mitotic checkpoint complex; kinetochore.